AUGAGCGAACUUUGCAAGGACGUCGAGGCUCUGAUCAACAUCAUAUGGCUAUCUGGGACACCUAGUCUACAGGUGCCGCACCUUCUAAAUAUCGCCGGCGAGCUCACGACAUGGGUGACUUCCUUCGCACCAAGUCCUCCGGCCACCUUUGCAGUCCUCCGAAAGCUCGAUCACUGCUUUGCGAGCCUUCUCUCUGGUCGAGACAUCGAGUCAAAAGAGCCUUUGCCUGGCUUCGAAAACGGAACCGGAGCAGGGAUGACUCGUACAGAAAUGGUUCGCUGUAAGAGUCUAGUGGAACAAACGAGAGUUUUGAUCGUGGACAUCAUGAACAAGGAGCCAGAGGACGAAGAUGGAGGUGGAGAUGAAAAUGAUGAUGAUGAUGAUGUAGAGACUGGCGAUGAGACGGAAACAGGGACGAAUGGGACUGGCAGUUUCACUGACCCAAAUUGGGAUGAAGGCGAUGAUACACUUCACAUGGAUGUAGCUCGCGUGUACGAAAACACAAUUGUUCAGUUAGGCGAGAUUCUAGGCGAAGGCGUGUCGGGCGGGAUCUGA
Phaeoacremonium minimum UCRPA7 is the source of this 555-nucleotide messenger RNA. Its product is annotated as putative meiotic recombination protein dmc1 protein. Lineage: Eukaryota; Fungi; Ascomycota; Sordariomycetes; Togniniales; Togniniaceae. Gene Ontology annotation, cellular component: transcription factor TFIIH holo complex. Bases 1 to 555 code for a protein of 184 amino acids. The transcript has 2 exons. The record is from RefSeq and is a predicted model, not a curated record.